Messenger RNA from Plodia interpunctella (Indianmeal moth), 1428 nucleotides. Its product is annotated as beta-1,3-galactosyltransferase 5-like. The transcript has a single exon. Gene Ontology annotation, molecular function: hexosyltransferase activity. Lineage: Eukaryota; Metazoa; Arthropoda; Insecta; Lepidoptera; Pyralidae. The record is from RefSeq and is a predicted model, not a curated record. Gene Ontology annotation, cellular component: Golgi membrane. Bases 403 to 1428 code for a protein of 341 amino acids.
AUAUUCUGUAGGUAAUAAAUUUAUUUUGAAAAGUUCGGUGGUGUGAAAUGACAUUGUAUUCUGUUUAACUAAGUAUAGAUAGGUACUAACUUUUUACUUACAAUGUUUGUUUUUGAUAUGUGUGACAAAUAUAGACUUAGUCGUUUUAUCACAAUAAACAGUAAUAGACAGCUCAGAACAAUUGAGCUUACAAAAAUAUUUCCUGUCAUAUGUCAUUAGAGCUAUUAAGUAGUACAUUGAUUUCAUUGCCCUUAUCGCAAUUUUAUUGCCAUUAAAAUUUUCAAUAAUGCAUAAAAAUUGUAGCUUUAAUACUUUGGGUUUGGAUUAUUUAUGUUGGUUACCGCGGAACAGACAUCGCCAAGGUGUAUCUUGAAAUAAAAAUUGUGAAAUUUAAAGUGUCUAAUGGUUUCGCAGAGUCUUUAUUUUAUAGCAAUAUCGAUAAUUUUAGUUCUGUUGCUCUUUCUAUUGCCUCUACCUUCCACAAAACAACAUUAUUACGAAGCAACAACUCAAGCGGCUUUAGCUCAAAUUCCGGUGAAGUUUCUUAAAGUGAUUAGGAAUGACUCGGAAUCAGUUAAGUUUCUGAAUGUGACGGCGAACUCCUCUGAACCAGUUUUAUUUCGAGAUUUAUAUACGUCCGGACAUGACAACCCUCACCCAGAACUGUGUCCGUAUUUAGGCAUGAACCUACGUUUGAUGAUACUAAUAACAUCAGAUCCGUCGCAUUUCAAAGAAAGGAUCGCGAUCCGAAUGACCUGGAGACACUACGCGGCUCGCGCAGAUGUUUCUACUGGAUUUUUCCUCGGCUAUCCCCCGAGCAACCUCAAAUCUGACAUCGAAGCUGAAGACAAGUUGUACAAGGACAUCAUAUUUGGCAGAUUCGUCGAUUCUUACUCCAAUUUGACGUUGAAAACUGUAUCUAUGCUAGAAUGGGUGGAUACUUACUGCUAUCUGGUUCCUAAGAUGUUGAAAACUGACGAUGAUGUUUUCGUCAAUGUUCCGAAUUUGUUGCGUUUUUCCGAUGCGCGAUUGAACGCUACAAGAACUAUUUGGGGAGUGGAGAGUAAGACUCGCAAGGUGGAAAGGAAACAUAAACAUUUCGUUCCGCGAACUCAGUAUCCAGGAGAUGUUUUCCCCAAAUUUGUAGUGGGGCCAGCGUACUUGAUCACGAGUGACUGCAUAAAAGACAUAUUAGUGGCAGCUCCGAACAAGACAUACCUUCGUCUUGAAGACGUGUUUGUCACGGGUGUCCUCAGAAAAGAAUUAGGGAUAAAACGGCAGAUUAUAGAAGAGUUCGGACAUUAUAAAGGGUAUGUUUUCAAGCCAUGUGUAGCUAAGAGGAAGAUAGCUAUUCAUUCUGUUACAUAUCAUGAACAGUUUCAUUAUUGGCGGACUCUUCAUACAGGGAAAAUGAAGUGUUUGAGCUGA